This is a messenger RNA of Prunus mume (Japanese apricot), 2149 nucleotides long. It is a transcript of the gene DFB, whose product is annotated as DHFS-FPGS homolog B. The record is from RefSeq and is a predicted model, not a curated record. Gene Ontology annotation, cellular component: cytosol; cytoplasm; mitochondrion. Gene Ontology annotation, molecular function: tetrahydrofolylpolyglutamate synthase activity; ATP binding. NCBI's taxonomy places the organism in Eukaryota, Viridiplantae, Streptophyta, Magnoliopsida, Rosales, Rosaceae. Gene Ontology annotation, biological process: tetrahydrofolylpolyglutamate biosynthetic process.
UGCGAAUAAGAUAGUCGGAAGAAUCCAACGCACUGCGAAGUGGUUUGUUUCGGUCGCUCGUCAUCACCAUGUCUUGUUCCUUACUUCCUUAGUUUUCCACCUUUCAACCCCAAUCCCAUAAUCUUGUUCUGCAUAAAUACCCAUCCUUUAUAUAUAUAUAUGUAACUUUCUAUUUGAUUCAGAUCUAAACCAACCCAAGUCGCCAUGGGAGAAGGUGGCGAUGGCUCUUCGAAACCAACUCCUUAUGAAGAGGCAUUAGAUGCUUUGUCCUCCUUAAUCACUAAACGCAGUCGUGCCGAUACGAGCAACAACGGGGACUGCUUCGAACUGCUAUCUGACUAUCUCAAAAUACUAGAGUUAGAGGAGCCAAUUUCACAGUUGAAGAUUAUUCAUGUGGCUGGCACCAAAGGAAAGGGAUCUACCUGCACCUUCACAGAAUCAAUAUUACGCCAUUGUGGCUUUCGCACAGGACUUUUCACAUCUCCUCAUCUCAUUGAUGUUCGAGAAAGAUUUCGUUUGGAUGGUGUGGACAUCAGCGAAGAGAAAUUUUUAGCAUAUUUCUGGUGGUGUUUUGAGAGACUAAAGGAAAAAGUUAGUGAUGAUAUACCAAUGCCUUCCUACUUUCGCUUCCUUGCCUUGCUUGCCUUCAAGAUAUUUGCAGCAGAAGAGGUAGAUGUUGCUAUCUUGGAGGUUGGGUUAGGUGGAAAGUAUGAUGCAACAAAUGUGGUUAAGGCACCUGUUGUUUGUGGUGUAUCUUCCCUUGGAUAUGACCACAUGGAGAUACUUGGAAAUACUCUGGGAGCAAUUGCUGGGGAGAAGGCUGGAAUCUUCAAGCCUGGGGUUCCUGCCUUGACUGUGUCCCAACCUGAUGAAGCAAUGUGUGUACUGGAAGAGAAGGCUUCUGAGUUGAAUGUACCUCUUCAACUGGUACGACCUUUGGAUGCCAAUUUACUGAAUGGCUUCAAACUUGGGCUUGAAGGGGAGCACCAAUAUGUUAAUGCUGGUCUCGCUAUUGCACUGUCCUCUAUGUGGCUUCAGAGGACAGGUCAUCUUGAAGUCCCAUACCCAGAACAUACUACCUCUCUGCCAGAGCAGUUCAUAAAAGGACUAACUGCUACAGUCAGUUUACAAGGACGGGCUCAAAUUGUCCCUGAUAACAAUGAAAGCCCUGAAGAUCUUGUGUUCUAUUUGGAUGGUGCCCAUAGCCCAGAAAGCAUGGAAAUAUGCGCAAGAUGGUUCUCUGUUUCCAUUAAGGAUGACUCCCAGGAAAAAAUCUUGAGUUGUCAGCCACUGGAUACUUCCAGAUCAUCACAUGAUUUGGUACAGAGGAACCCUGAUGGAAAAUCCAGGAAGAAUUCAACACAGAUACUGCUGUUUAAUUGUAUGUCAGUGAGGGAUCCUCAGUUGCUUCUUCCAAACCUGAUGAAAACAUGUGCUAGUCACGGUGUCUACUUCAAGAAGGCUCUAUUUGUACCAAACACGUCAGUGUAUAACAAGGUGGGUUCACAUUCCUUACCUGCGACAGAUUCUCAAGUUGAUUUGUCAUGGCAGUUCGCUCUUCAAAGAGUUUGGGAAAACCUAAUGCUGGGUGACAAAGGAGGUGAUGAGAAGAGCACAGGCGCUGUUUUUGAAGAACUAACAGAUGAUACGGAAAUGGCUGUCAGAAGUUGUGAAAAUAGUGCAGUCUUCCCCUCUCUCCCGUCAGCUAUAAAAUGGCUCAGGGACAGUGUCCGAAAAAGGCAGUCUGUUCGUUUUCAGGUCCUCGUAACCGGUUCUUUACAUCUCAUCGGUGAUGUGUUGAAAUUAAUCAAGAAGUGAGGCGUAGUACCAAGCUGAAGCCCCCUAUUUGCAUGUCCUUCUAACUGCAACAUGUUCUGGUAUUCAUGAAGUCAUGGGAAAAAGCCGUGGACCAUUCUAACUCCUCCACUGUGGUUAAAUGCUGACGGGCUUCUAUUCUACAGCUGUGUGUUCUGAAAUGCUGCAGAUUUCAAGUUGGGUGCGUACAGUUGAAUCAAAGAUAGUGACUUAAAUUUACGCGGCAUUUUGUUUGAGAGUCGGUUAAACCACAACACCUUAUUAAGGUCAUUGACUUUUCAAUUCUUUGUCUGACAGAUUUCUUGAAUAAAAGACAAUAAGUUUGCAAAUUCAA